CGAUAAAUUGGAUGCGCCCAAAUGGCAGAGCUACCAUUACUGAUUUGAAUAUCUAGCGAAUUUUAUUCAUGCUCGAAGGACAGGACAGAUCCUGACCGAUGUAACUUCUUCUUGUGGGCGGACGAGAUUUUUCCGGCCACAGCUCUAGAAGAAAGGACUGCAGGGAAAAUUACUCAAGAUACGCCCUCAACUCCUUCGAGAUGGUCAGAGCCGUCUAGUUCCACAUAAGCGCCAUCUCUAUUGUCAAAUUCUCCGGCAGAACCUCCAGAGAAUAGCAUAUAUGCGCUAUACCUGGAGCGUGAAGGCUAUCUGAAGCAGCCCUCUCCUCGGCAUCACUGGCCGGCGUAGGUGCGACUGCUUUUGGGCUGCUUGUCUCGUCUCACCAGUGAAAACCUAUACAGUCAAGUUCUAACACCAUUUCAGGGCUCCGAUGGUGAUAUCCUACGCUUUACGAAAUCUUUCCAUCUACAAUGCUAACGGGAUACCGCUGAGCAUCAGGUUCAGCCCAUUUGCUACCGGGCACAUCGCAGGGACUACUCCUCCCCGCAAGACAUGUGGGCCCUGAUUAUCAUUAUGGAACAAGUUACCCUGUAUCAUGCAGCCCCUCUUCGUGCACUGGCGCUGCCUCAGAUGGGUCUGGCACUCUCGCCGGCACCAGUCUAGCCUCCUCUGUUGCCACCUUGUCUGCACCCGCUACAAGCUCCGAACGCACUCGCGGAGGCAUCCACCACCUGCCCUGUCUCCCGCCAGAAAGAGCCGACAGACAUACUAGCAAGCCUACGCACCUCAGAGUGGCACUCUCUCCAACAAUACGGAGCUCAAAGCUCAUGAGCCGUGAUUUAGUUGGCCAUACACCACCACAAAGUGGUGCAGAACCGCACGCGGUACCAUCCCCGAGUAUCACAUCAUCUGCCGACACACUUGCUGCGCAUUUGGAAGCAUUGGCGGGCAUCCCGGCUUGCAUUCGUAAGCUGGAACGGAAACACGCAGCAUCAGAAAAGAGCAUUCGCAUGAAAAGUAAGAGGAUCACCGAGCUCGAGGCAGAAGUCCGUCGCCUUGAGGCCGAGAACGCGCAACUCCAGGCAAAGCUCAGCUCAAGAUACUGA
Messenger RNA from Phanerochaete carnosa HHB-10118-sp, 1106 nucleotides. RefSeq lists its product as uncharacterized. The transcript has 5 exons. Lineage: Eukaryota; Fungi; Basidiomycota; Agaricomycetes; Polyporales; Phanerochaetaceae. The coding region runs from base 828 to 1106 and encodes 92 amino acids. The record is from RefSeq and is a predicted model, not a curated record.